This is a messenger RNA of Rubroshorea leprosula, 594 nucleotides long. The record is from the annotation of a GenBank genome assembly. Lineage: Eukaryota; Viridiplantae; Streptophyta; Magnoliopsida; Malvales; Dipterocarpaceae.
UCAUAUUAGAGACAUCCAUAGAAUUUGCAUUGAUCAUUUCUCAUAUUUCACAAGAACCAGAAAAAAAAUGGCAUCCAUGGCUACUCUCCCUCAGUUCACCGGGCUAAGACCCCAACUCUCGUCGGCCCCAGUUCGAUCCCUGGCUGUGGUUCAACCAUUGAGGCGCAAGAGCAAGGGAACAUUGGGUGUCCGUUGUGGCUUCAUUGGUUCUCCCACCAAUUUGAUAAUGGUGACGAGCACGACUUUGAUGCUGUUUGCUGGAAGAUUUGGGCUGGCUCCGUCGGCAAACAGGAAGGCAACCGCCGGGUUGAAGCUUGAAGCGAGGGAUUCCGGGCUGCAGACCGGUGAUCCGGCUGGUUUUACUCUUGCAGACACCUUGGCCUGUGGCAGUGUUGGCCACAUUAUUGGUGUUGGGGUUGUUCUUGGACUUAAGAACUUGGGUCUCCUGUAAACAAAUUUCGAGCAUUUUAUGCUGAUAUAUUGUUAUGAUGCCAUUUCCAUUUGCUCCAUCUAUGUGUUUCUGUUAAUUUUUUAUCUUUUCAGACAGCCUAAAAGAAAACUGAUGUUAUUAUUGAAGAAAAUCAUUAACGACAG